This is a messenger RNA of Ylistrum balloti, 3651 nucleotides long. RefSeq names its product F-actin-capping protein subunit alpha-like. The transcript is spliced from 10 exons. Bases 1 to 873 code for a protein of 290 amino acids. The record is from RefSeq and is a predicted model, not a curated record. Gene Ontology annotation, molecular function: actin filament binding. Lineage: Eukaryota; Metazoa; Mollusca; Bivalvia; Pectinida; Pectinidae. Gene Ontology annotation, biological process: barbed-end actin filament capping; actin cytoskeleton organization. Gene Ontology annotation, cellular component: actin cortical patch; F-actin capping protein complex.
AUGGCCGAUUUCGGUGAACCCAUCUCCGAUCAAGAGAAGAUAAACAUAACAACAAACUUCAUUCUUCAUGCACCUCCAGGAGAAUUCAAUGAAGUUUUUAAUGAUGUGAGGAUCCUGUUGAAUGAUGAUAACUUGCUGAAGGAAGGAGGAUCAGGAGCCUUUGCUCAGUACAACAAGGACCAGUUUACACCUUGCAAAGUAGCAGAUUCCGAAGAACAGGUUUUAAUAUCUGAACAUGGUGAUCUAGGUAACGGUAGAUUCCUUGACCCAAGGAACAAGAAAUCAUUCAGGUACGACCAUUUGAAAAAAGAGGCAACUGACUAUCAAGAUGUUGACGUCGACAGAUCAGUCGAGCCUUGGAGAUCAGCAAUAGAGUCUGCACUGACUGCCUACAGAGACCAACAUUACAAAUUUGGAGUGGUCAGCGUCUAUGGAAGUGUACAAGGGGGAAGCAUAACCAUUAUAGCCUGUAUAGAGAGCCAUCAAUUUCAGCCGAAAAAUUUCUGGAAUGGUAGAUGGCGUUCUCAGUGGUCCAUGACCUUUCCCAGCUCUGGGGGCAAGGUUGACCUCACAGGAGUAUUUAAAGUUCAGGUACACUAUUAUGAAGAUGGUAAUGUACAGCUCGUGAGCUCAAAGGAAGUGAAGAAGACAUUAAAUGUGACGAGUGAACAACAAACAGCCAAGGAUUUUGUAAAUAUGGUCCGAGAUUCAGAGCAGGAUUAUCAGAAUGCCAUAGGUGAAAACUAUCAGACCAUGUCGGAUACAACAUUCAAAGCUCUUCGAAGACAGCUACCUGUAACAAGGGCAAAAAUAGACUGGAACAAAAUAGUGGGAUAUCAAAUAGGAAGCCAAAUAAGCAAGAACAAAGCAUGAGGCAUGUGAGCUUCUACGGUCUGAUAUGUGCAUAGUGGAAACAAAAAUGGCUGAACUAAAGGAACGGCACUGCAACGACAUCAGCUGUAUAUCAAGACUUGCCAGAGUGGGAAAUGGAAAUGACACUGGCAUGUCAGAAUCCUGGCAGUUGGAACGGGGCGUGCAAAAAUCUUUACGUAUUGUUUCAAUAAUUGGCAAGACCGGCUUCAGAAAUAUUCACUACUGUGAUAAUUAACUGGUACUGAUUCGUUAUGUAUACAUGUAUGUAUUGCAUUAACAAUAUCGCCCUGGAAUACCAAAUUCUCUCUUACUACAACUGGAACAGACGAUGGAAAAAAAAUUUCAAUUGCUUUUUGGGUAUUUUUUUUAUCCUUUAAUUUCAGGACAAAUCACGCAAAAAUUAUAAUUUAAUUGGCACUGUUUCUGAUUUUACAAUAUGAUGCUAAACAUAUGAUGUAACUUAAGUGCAAUUUAUUGGAUUUUAUAUCCUUAAUUUACGUAGAAUUAAAGCAUUAUAUCUUAAACAAUUUCAAUUGAAUAUCCUUUGAAAUUGAACUGCGAUCUUAGACAAAAUGAGAAUAUGUCUUUUUGAUUUUGUUUAGUUGCAUACAAAUUGACACAGGUGCUUUUUUGUCUGCUUUUUUGAGACCUCUGCAUCAGAUUUGACCUCUGAACCUGUAGCUAACCUUUGACCUCCUAGCGAGCAUUGUUUAAAUUAUUCAGGCAGUGUUCUUUUAGUUAAUACUGGUAUUAGCAUUUACAAAAUCCUAACUCAUUCUUAGAGAUUAAUGUCAUUUUUUCUUGAGAAGUUCAUGUUUCUUUGUUUAAAUCUGUAUGGUGCAACAAGAAAUUGUACAGAGGUAAAUUGUCCUAGACUAAAAUGGACAAUCAGGUAUAUAUUGGCAGAACAGUUUUUACCUGUAGGAGAACAGUCGGCAGAGAAACUUUAAAAAUUUUGUCAAACAAAGUAGUGAAUUCAAAGCAGGUUUGUGAUGCUUCUUAUAUCAUAAAUCUAAGUAUUGAUCAGAACAAGUGAAAUCCUCUUACUUUAAUUGCAUGCAUAGAAAAUCUGUGAAGAUCAUGGAUUUGUUUUCAGUUUUCUGCUGUUAAAAGAUGAUACAAAAUGUAAUUAUAGUAAAUCAUGGCUAUAAUCAAUUUAAUAUCAUGUAUAUAGGAAUAAAUUUAAAAAUAAAAUCCAAAUAUCAGAUUUACUGCUCCUCUGCUGUCAUACUAUUGAUGUUGAAUUUAAAGUACUAGUAUUACUAUCAAUUUGUCUCAACGCUUUGUGGAGUGGGGCCUUUUUAUUCAGGACAACAAUAAGUUGACAGCAGAAGUUAUCAGAACAUACACUGAUAAGGAAUGUCCAUGGUAAAAUGCUUGCCGGUACUAAAGAGAAUCCACAAAAGUCUGAUAAAUAUCUAUAAACGAUAUUGAUUAUUCUUAUAAGAUUACACAAUAUGUUAACCCUAAUCUAAUUAUAAAAACAAUUUAUUAUUGUACAAAGCGCUAUUUUUGUAUGUAUUGUUUUAAUGGAUUGAGUCCCAAAUAUUGACUCUCAAUUACUUCCUGCUUGGUAUCCUGGAUAUAAAGAUUGUUUAAAUGAUUUCCAAUUAAAGAACAUGCUUCUCUACACCCAUGUCUAUUAGAAAUUCCCAAAGCAUGCAGUUAAAUAUCAUUCCAGAUCAAUUAACACAGGUAUUUAGGACAUUGUAUAGCUAAAGUUGAUAUGUUGCCAGGCUGAGAAAUAUAUUUUCUCUUUUCUAGUGUGUAUUGUGAGAAGCAACACUGCCCAAAUAGAAAGUUGAAGUCUGUCUUUGAUAACACUUUUCUUAACAGGGACAGUUUAUUUAAAGUAUUCAUACCUAAUAUACUUACAGCUUAUUUUGGAAAUUGACUUGGUGUUCUAGUAUUGAAAGGAAUUUGAAAUGAGAUUGAAACUUAUUAAAUGUAAAUAAGUUCAUCAUCAUAGAUUAACUCCCUUGGACUGAUAUGGGUAUUACAAUUAUAAGAAAAGCACCAUUGUGUAAAAACUUCUCACUUUUGAAAAAUAAAUCUUUAAUGCUACCAUUUAGAAAGGUAGAAUUCAAUUAUUAGCAAUGGAUACUUUAAAUGUUAUGUCUCUGUUGUCAAGCAGUUUGCUGAUUGUGUAAUGGAUAUGAGUUAGUUUAUCUGUCGAUGUUGGUUAUUAUUAGACUGCUGAGUGGAAAUACAUACCACAUGUGGUUCAUUGUUUAUAGCUGGCAUACAGGUUAUAGAGAAUAUGAUUACUACUAAUAUUAUAACUGGUGGAUUUGGCAUUUUUCUCAUAAUCAUUGAUUUUUUUUUUUUUUUUUUUGCUUUCCUAUUAUUUAUCGCCAAUGAAAAAAGUUAUGUAAUGCCAAAUUUGCUGUCAGAAUUGGUGGAAUAUUUUUAAAAAAAAUUGUUUGAUUUAUAAAAUUGAUACUAUAGUAUUAUGUAAAUUGGGAGUAUGCAGCAUUCACAGGGAAAUUUUUCAGAAAAGCUGUAAUUUUUUUAGUGUUGCAUAGUUUGUUGCAUCACUGACUGAGUUUUAAUGUCAAGAUGAGCAUUUUGAUUUAUUUGAUAAACGUUAGGGUAAAAAUACUAUUCUGCAAAUGACCUACCUGUUGGAACUGACAAAGACAUAAAGCGUUGGGAAGAGAGAGAGAAAGAGAUACUAAGAAGUGGUGGGUAAUUACUGUUUACUAGGUCUGUAAUGGAUGCCUAGUGUAUUUAAGACUUCAGCAAUGUAAAUCUUUUUAAUAAAUAUACAACAAAGUA